GAUGACGACCCACGAAUCUCUCGUACGGCUAUGAAAAGAAUUUUCCAUUAUGGUUAGCGGCGUCGUGUGGCGCUUCGGGUUGGCCCUAAUUUUGGUCCACGUGGCUGCAUUAACCAUGAUAGCAUCGCCACCCUCCUGUCCACCUGAGUGUAUUUGCUUAUCACAAACGCAGGUGCUGUGCAACUCAGGAGGAUUGCGGGAAAUACCGGUAAAGCUGCUGCCAGCGACGGUGGAACACUUGUCUCUAACCAGAAACCACUUCCCGGUGAUAAGGAGCGACGCCUUCUCCGGUCUCAGGGCGCUGAAAAAGCUCUCGCUGGAUGGCAACAACAUAUCAAUCAUAAAGCCGUUCGCGUUCAGGGGUUUGCCCCGUCUAAAGGAGAUCUCCAUUCAGCAGACGACUUUGGCGACUGUGGCGCAGUUCUCGUUCGCCGGUCUUCAAAAUAUCUCGGCUAUUUACCUGAGCCACAACAGAAUCAAGAAGGUGGAAGGGUAUGCGUUCGCCGGGACGACGAACCUCAAAUUGCUCGUGCUCAGCAACAAUCCAAUAGUGAAGAUCGAAUCGAAUGCCUUCAGCGGUUUAUCCAUUGUCGAGAGGUUGACAUUUCCUUCAGGGGUUAGACUGUUGGAGCCUGAUUGUUUCAACGGUCUCGACACCGUCGGGUAUCUGAAACUGGCGUACAUGGACUUGCCGUUCGUUGGUAACGGCACGUUCAGAGGGCUGACCAAUGUUGGGGUGCUGUCUAUACAGGAAUCCGAUCUGGGCGUCAUCCGGCCCGGCGCCUUCGAGGGUUUAACGUUCAUAAACAACUUGAACUUUCUCAACAACAAGAUAGACUCUAUACAGGAAAUGAUGUUCGGCCCGGAGCAGCGCAUACGGAACGUGAAAUUUCAGGGGAACCACAUUUUGGACAUACCCAAAAUCGAUUCCAUCUACUUCGCUGUGAACAAAUUAACGGUGAUAGCGAAUCACUUCCCGUGCGACUGCCACAUACACGCCCUCCUCGAAGGUCCUCUCACCAACGACAGCGUCUAUGAGUUCACCGCAAGGAACUUCUGCAUAUCCCCGUUGGAAUACAACGGUCGACCCAUGAACGAGCUCGACUUCGACUCGAUCGGAAGGUGCCAGGAGGAGGUGACACGCAGCAACCUCGAAUCCAGAGACUUACCAUCCAACACUUCCAAGAACAAUUACUCAGUGCUCAUCGUUACUCUAACCAUAACAACUCUAGCAUGGACACGAAUUCAACUCGGUUUAGUUUAAUCACCAUUAAAUUGAAUAAUCUAUCCAUACUAAAACUAUCUCUCUAUAUCCAUAUGAUAUUCCCCAGCCGACCCGAUACGCAUUUAUCAUGCAUGUGGUUCAGUGCGGCCGACAAUUUUAAACUACCGGUUAUGUAAAACGCGCAUACAUCCCAUCGAGUUUGAACGCCGAUUCCAACAAUUAUUCCACCACAAAAAUAAUUAGGGGUGGGAAGAAAAAAAAAGCAAACAACAUCAUAAUAAAUGUGCGGCGAGCCGAAAUAACGCGAAAACUAUUAAAUCGAAACCGCAAAUGCAUU
This is a messenger RNA of Nicrophorus vespilloides, 1562 nucleotides long. Its product is annotated as slit homolog 3 protein-like. Gene Ontology annotation, molecular function: protein binding. The record is from RefSeq and is a predicted model, not a curated record. Lineage: Eukaryota; Metazoa; Arthropoda; Insecta; Coleoptera; Silphidae.